Molecule: messenger RNA, 1747 nt
Organism: Drosophila serrata
Lineage: Eukaryota; Metazoa; Arthropoda; Insecta; Diptera; Drosophilidae
Gene: TTLL1B
Product: Tubulin tyrosine ligase-like 1B
Biological process (GO): protein polyglutamylation; microtubule cytoskeleton organization
Cellular component (GO): ciliary basal body
Molecular function (GO): tubulin binding; tubulin-glutamic acid ligase activity
Source: RefSeq, a predicted model, not a curated record
AAUUUUUGGCAUUUUUGCAGCUUAACUUGCUAAACUAUUUGCAAAUUUUCGGAGCGAAAAACAAGGAAGGGGAAUAACCUCCCCAAAAAAAAAAAGGAAGCCGCGCAGCCUGGCAACACAAAAAGGGUUGUGUAAAUAUAUAUAUUUAUAUAUAUAUUUCGGCAUUGUUGGUUCAAUAACUCCUGGCAACAUGAGCGUUGUUUGGGACCUGGCCAACUGGACGCCGGCGUGGCGGUUAGACAGUCUUCAACCGACGCGGCGCUCGAGCGGUACAGCGCCCACAAUGUACGGUCGCCAGGCGGGCGGUUCCAAUCAAGCGGGUGCAUCCAAUAGCACCACUAAUAGUGGAGGAAAUAGCGGUACCGGAGGUGGCCAAGGACAUGACAAGAUGAAAAUUGGCUUCUGCACGGAUCUGGAUAAGUCCGUGUUGGUCAAUAACUUCGAGAAGCGGGGAUGGCAUCAGGUGAAUGGCGACGACGACUGGCACUUUUACUGGGCAGGAGUCCAGACUUGCAGGAAUAUCUUCAGCGUGGACAGUGGCUAUCGGAUGCAUGACAAUCAGAUGAUCAAUCACUUUCCCAAUCACUAUGAAUUGUCGCGUAAGGACCUGCUGGUGAAGAAUAUCAAGCGGUAUCGCAAGGACCUCGAAAGGGAUGGCAAUCCUUUGGCCGAGAAAACAGAAUCGAACAACUCGAGUGGCACUAGAUAUCUCUAUUUGGAUUUUGUGCCCACCACAUUUGUCCUGCCAGCUGAUUAUAAUAUGUUUGUCGAGGAGUACAGGAAGUUUCCGCUAAGUACAUGGAUUAUGAAACCCUGUGGAAAGUCCCAGGGAGCUGGUAUAUUCCUUAUUAACAAACUCUCUAAGCUCAAAAAGUGGUCCAGGGAGGCCAAAGGUCCUUUCCAUCCACAAAUCGCCAAGGAAUCGUAUGUAAUAUCCAGGUAUAUCGAUAAUCCCCUGCUAAUUGGUGGCAAAAAGUUUGAUCUACGUCUGUACGUCUUAGUGGCAUCCUUUAGGCCCUUGAAGGCAUAUCUCUUCAAGCAAGGAUUCUGUCGAUUUUGUACGGUUAAAUAUGAUACAAGUGUCACGGAACUGGAUAAUAUGUACGUUCAUCUGACCAAUGUGAGUGUGCAGAAACAUGGCGGCGAAUAUAAUACCCUGCAUGGUGGGAAAUGGUCUGUCCAGAAUCUGGCUCUAUAUCUGGAGGGAACCCGGGGAAAGGAGGUCACAGAUCGCCUCUUUGGUGCUAUAUCCUGGCUUAUAGUCCAUUCCCUGAGAGCAGUGGCUCCAGUGAUGGCCAGUGAUAGGCAUUGCUUCGAAUGCUAUGGCUAUGAUAUCAUUAUAGAUAAUGCCCUGAAACCCUGGUUGGUAGAAGUCAAUGCCUCGCCUUCGCUAACUUCAACUACUGUCAACGAUCGCAUCCUGAAGUAUAAGCUUAUUGAUAAUAUCUUAUCGGUUGUUUUGCCUCCGGAUGGAGUACCGGAUGUGCGUUGGAAUAAGGUACCCAGUGCCGAUGCCUUGGGUAAUUUUGAAUUACUCAUCGACGAGGAACUGGCCGCCCAGGAUGAACAGCAUCAGAAUAGCAGCAAUAAUGCCCACAGCAAGACCUCAAAGAUGGGCAGCCGCUGGAAGUGACGAAAAUAGUUACGGGGAAAGGGAAUACUUGGGACUCGACAUUAAUCCAAAUCCGAAAAUAGCAAUGUAAAACAAAUUGUCACAAUAUGAUUAAAGAAUUUAAAAUUGUGCCUA